Molecule: messenger RNA, 825 nt
Organism: Fraxinus pennsylvanica
Lineage: Eukaryota; Viridiplantae; Streptophyta; Magnoliopsida; Lamiales; Oleaceae
Source: the annotation of a GenBank genome assembly
AUGUCAAUUUUUACGUAUUCUACGUAUGAAGAUAUACCAACAUUGGAUGAUGUGAAACGUGAAAUUACUAGCAUCGUAGGGCUGCGUGAAAUCAAGGUUCAAUUGGAGAAAAUUGUUGAGAAAAUAAUCGCUGCAGAACAUGAUGCCAGUGACAGUUUUCGAGUUGUUCCUCCCAAGCUCUUUCAUAUGGUGUUCAUAGGAAACACCGGAACAGGAAAAUCGACAGUAGCUCGAAUUCUUGGAAAAUUGUUUUAUUUGUCUGGAGCUUUACCAUCUCAUGACGUAAUUGAAACAGGACUAAGGGGAAAGAUGAAAACCGGAGAAGGAGGUAUAUUGCUCGUAGAUAUAGAUGAACAAGAUCUUGACUCUAAGAAGUUGGAUGAAGUCAUAUCUAUAAUGGACGAGGAGGAAACAUCAGUUAUAUUUGCCGGAAAUCGUACUUCAUUGAAUCAAACAAUGAAGUUAAACAAGGAGUUGUACAAAAGAUUUUCAGCAAGUUUACAAUUUGACGACUUCACCUGUGAGGAGUUCGCGAUGAUUAUUCAAAACAAGAUGAAUGAUCAAGGAGAGGACAGCCUGUUGCGCGGUUUUGAGUUGGAUGCUUCUUGCACCACUGAUAAUAUAGCGAAGGCAAUUGCUGAAGAGAGUUUUGAAGAAUUACGUAGUCAGUUGAAUGCAUAUUUGGUUGAUCAAAUGCUGCUGGAGGCAAAGGCGUGUUUGGAGAAAAGAGUUGGCGGUAAAUCUGAAACAAAAAUUUCUCUAAGAGAUUUGGCAAUGGGUAUACGUAAUGCGACUCAAAUCUAUAAGAAACUGUUGUGUCUGUAA